Gamsiella multidivaricata is the source of this 1195-nucleotide messenger RNA. RefSeq lists its product as uncharacterized. Bases 371 to 1174 code for a protein of 267 amino acids. Lineage: Eukaryota; Fungi; Mortierellomycota; Mortierellomycetes; Mortierellales; Mortierellaceae. The record is from RefSeq and is a predicted model, not a curated record. The transcript has a single exon.
AAGAUUCAGUCCUGCUUGGCGAUUCACUCCCAACGGCCACUGUCGGUGAAGGGUAAGACAUUGGUGGUCAACUCCUUUGCCCUCACAACAUUGUGGCGCGUUAUUUGGGUGAUUCCCCCUCCUCGCUGGUUCCUCACCAAGGUUAGACGCGUCACCAAGACCUUUAUCAUGCGGUCCAAGCCAGCCCCAGCCUCGGUCUAGGAAUCGAUGAUCCCGAGAGACAACUGGACGCUCUCCUCCUCAGGUAUCUACAGAACAUGACAUCUGAAAAGCCCUCGAUGGGACGCAAGAUCCUCGGCUGUCUCCUCCAGCACUACGCCAAUGCGCCUAAUCCGCUGACGCCCCUGCUUUGCUUGGACAGGAAGGCAACAUGGUCCUGCACAAGGUCCAUUCGUCUCUUGCACCGCCUCUUCACCACUGCGCGCAAGCUCGCAGAAGCCUCUGUCUCGACCCACCUCACGGACAGCCCCUUGCCACAAGCUCCGAUGUCUCUCAAUAUAGCCUACCAGUUCUGGCAACAGCACGGCCAAGCCUCGUGGAUUUAUACACCCAGUCUCUACGUCGCCGCAUGACCAACAUCCUUUUGCCGACCGCGGACAUAAACGUGCCCACGACCUCCUUCGCUCAGGCCACCACAGGGGACUUCCGACGCUUCGCACAGCUCCCCUUCCACAAGGACAAAUCUGAGGGAAUGCCGGCUCAAUGGUCCAAGUUCUGGAAGAAGGCUCUACCAACGCAGGGCCGUAAUCUCUGGUGGCGAUAUCUCCAAGAGUCACUUCCUCAUGCGAGCUUUCGCCUCACAAACUGGCCCCGAGUAACUUUUCUCCCCAUGUGCCCAGUGUGCCAUGAAUCCGUGGAAGACUUGGAUCACUAUGUUGUGCUCUGCCCAUCCAAGCGCCAAGCCUGGAUCUCUCUCCUGCAACACCACUGCACAAAAACCAAAUGGUCAGACAAAGAGCUCCUCGACCUAGUCUCUAUUCAGGAUAAGCAAGGACGCCUCUCCUUCAAAGAUAACAUGCGUCUCACACGCGGGACCCCUGUGGGAUGGCUGGCAUCGCUCGCUUCCUCCAGAUCUUUUUCUUCGAACAUAUUGUCCUUACCCCCGCCACAACCUAAUAGCAUCUUGAAGGCAGCCUCAGAGCUAACAACCAAUAAAUUAAGGGGACGUCGCUAGAAAAAAAAACCCCCCCCCAAA